Molecule: messenger RNA, 1204 nt
Organism: Sesamum indicum (sesame)
Lineage: Eukaryota; Viridiplantae; Streptophyta; Magnoliopsida; Lamiales; Pedaliaceae
Product: Haloacid dehalogenase-like hydrolase (HAD) superfamily protein
Source: RefSeq, a predicted model, not a curated record
GGGUGGGGGGGUUUGUGUAUUUAAGGCAGCAUAGGCGGAUGUUUUGCUUCCCCCUCUCCUUUCAUUUCUGUGUCUUGUAAGAAAGGGUUGAUACUUUGAAACUCUGCUCCCAUUUUACACAAUUUCCUGCUCGCUUCCUUCAUCCUCAUUUCUAUUCUGUUUCUCUAGACCAAGAAUGGAAUUUGAGGAACGGUACGGGCAGGUUCAGAGGCCAAAAUAUGACUGCCUUCUAUUCGAUCUUGAUGAUACCCUUUACCCGCUAAGUUCUGGACUUGCAGCAGCAGUGCUUAAGAACAUCCAAGAUUAUAUGAUUGAAAAAUUGGGUAUAGAAGAGAGCAAAAUCCCUGACUUGUGUAAUCUACUGUACAAAAACUAUGGCACCACAAUGGCUGGUCUUAGGGCAAUUGGCUAUGAUUUUGACUAUGAUGAGUAUCAUAGUUUUGUACACGGGAGAUUACCUUAUGAAAAUUUAAAACCAGACCCUGUUUUGAAAAGCCUUUUGUCAAGCUUGCCCAUACGCAAAGUCAUCUUCACAAAUGCUGACAAGGUGCAUGCUAUCGAAGCUCUGAGUAGACUUGGUCUGGAAGACUGUUUUGAAGGGAUCAUCUGCUUUGAGACUCUUAACCCUACUCACAAGAGCACUGCUUCUGAUGAUGAGGAUGAUAUCGAGUUUCUGGGAUCCAAACAAUCCCCUAAUGCUGAAAAUGGAACGCCUGAAAUUUUUGACAUUAUUGGAUAUUUUUCUCAGCCCGAUGCAGGAUCAUCUGGUCUGCCAAAGACUCCAAUUGUCUGCAAACCAUCAGUAUCUGCCAUCGACAGGGCUCUUAAAAUUGCCAACAUCGAUCCGCAUAGAACACUAUUCUUUGAGGAUAGCGUCCGAAACAUUCAGUCUGGAAAACUCUUAGGACUCAAUACGGUACUGGUUGGUAAAUCUCAGAGAGUGAAAGGAGCAGAUUAUGCCUUAGAAAGCAUUCACAACCUCCGCGAAGCAAUACCGCAACUCUGGGAAGCUGAUAAACUUGCUGAAGUUAACUACUCAGCAGUUGCAGUGGAGACUUCUGUAACGGCUUAGCUUAGGUUUCAUCUUACUAUCCUCUUACUGGAGAAACCAUGUUUUAUCCUCUUCUUGUAUCCCAUCUGUUAUUACAUAAUGUAAAUAUUCUGUUGCUAUCAAUCAAAUAAUAUAAAAUCCUUCUGGUAAUUA